GUGUGUGUGUGUGUGUGUGUGUGUGUAGGUCACAAGGUGGGUGCCUGACCACAUGGCCUCCCAUUGUUUCAACUGUGACUGCGAGUUUUGGAUAGCCAAGAGACGUCACCACUGCAGGAACUGCGGCAAUGUGUUCUGUAAAGACUGCUGCCACCUGAAGCUGCCCAUCCCCGACCAGCAGCUUUAUGACCCGGUGUUGGUGUGCAACAUCUGCUACGACCUGCUCCUGGUGUGCCGCACCCGCGAGAUCCGCAGCCAGCAGCUGAAGAAGGCCAUCGCCACAGCCUCCAGCUGAGAGAAGCGUCGUUUAGCCUGGCCCGCCUCGGCUCUGUCCUGCUCCUUUUGGACUGAUGAGCUGAGCGCCCCGUUGUCACCGCAACCUGCCGUGGUUCUGGCUGCUGGGGGGAGGAUGUUGAGGAGGAACUGUUACUCUUUGAUAGGUUUGGGAGAAGAGAUGCACUAUGAGACUGUCCUGAGAGGCGGAAGAAAGGAAAGGGGAAGUGUGAGAUUGAGGCGUGUCAGCAGGGGGGAAACCCUUCUGAUCAGAGACAUUUUCAGGCCUGAGCCCUGCAGCGUCCAGCGGCCUCCACACGGCUCCGCCCCCUCCUGGAGCCCCGUACGAGGCUCUCCUCCCACCUGUCCACCCCUCUUUAGUACCAAACACCUGCACCCUCCUUAAAGACACUGUCUCGCACUUCAGAGGACAAUCGCUCACCCUUCCUACGUGUCGGGGGACUCCGAAGCCUUUACCUGUACUACUGGAGGCUUUCAACUUUAAAAGAAAAUAAUUGCUGCUACAGUAUUUAAAAGUCUAAUUUUGUAUUCUUAUUUUUGUGCACUACUAGCUGUCGUGUGUUGGAGGGAAUUUGAGACCAAACUUGAGCAAAAGGGAGAAAUCUGCUGUUUACUUUGUCAUUGCAUCUUUUUUUCUUGGAGCUUGAAUGUAAUAUGUAACGGAUAACUGGAUUGAGUUUUUGUGCAUUGGUGGAUCGUAUUUGUGUUUCAUUGCUGCAAUGUGUUUUCAAGAUGAUGUAUAUGCACAGUCAAUGUGGUUCUGUCUUUAUCGAUGCUUUUCUCCAGUAUAGCCAUGCUGUGACAUUCUGAGGGAUGUGCGUGGACCGAGCGAUGCAGUGAUGCGUGUUUUGUUUGUUUAAUGGGACGUGUGCUUGAUGUGCUAAGAGGAAGAGAACACAAUAACGAUUGGAGACAGCAGAUUUCUGUAACGUCUUCUUCUGAUGUGGUGAAAUGGCAUUUGAAGGUACUGCAAUGUGACAGAGGGAAGGUUUUCCUGCUGAGGUGUUUGUGAAUGAAUUAGUAAUGUCCACAUGAAGCUUGACGUCACCUGACUGAUGACUCCUCAGAGUGUUAACUGGCAGUAAAGACUGAACAAAGUGCUAGGAGUUUCUUGUUCUUUACAGGGGAGUUUGGCCACAGUCUCCUUUAAAUAAUGUGUUUGUGUCUACUGUUUGUUGAGACAAUAGUGCCAUAUUUUGUUUUGUUUUGUUUAAAGCCUUUUUCUUUCCUAUGGAUGGCAGCAGGUUUCUAAUUGGCCACAUUUCUGUAUGUUUUAUUGGUACAGAUAGUUACCUACUUGAUAACACUGAGAAAGCUAAAUAUUAACAGAUGGUGCGCUUUGAUGAGAGGCUAACGUUUCAAUAGAUGAUGGGAUGUCACUGAACUACUUAACCUGUGAGGUUAUCCAUUGUCUAAUAUUUGAGGGUUUUUUCCACACGGUGUUCAUGAAGUCGAAAUGUCUAAGAGGAAUUCAGAAAUGUAACAUACAUAGUUAUCUGAUCCGUAGUGGUGGCUCAAACCUGUCACUUAAUGAAUAAUUGUUGUAAAGAAAUGCACUGUAAAAGAUAAAUCCCAUGGGUUAAAAUAAAAGAUUAUAUCAUG
This is a messenger RNA of Notothenia coriiceps (black rockcod), 1896 nucleotides long. Its product is annotated as myotubularin-related protein 4-like. Gene Ontology annotation, molecular function: metal ion binding. NCBI's taxonomy places the organism in Eukaryota, Metazoa, Chordata, Actinopteri, Perciformes, Nototheniidae. The record is from RefSeq and is a predicted model, not a curated record. The transcript is spliced from 2 exons. Bases 53 to 295 code for a protein of 80 amino acids.